AUGUACAAGGUAUUGGAGCGCAUUAUCUUGGACCGACUCAAUAAACAUCGCGAAGAAACAACGCGCGACGAGCAAGCUGGCUCUCGUCCUGGCCGAUCUACGAUUGACCAGGUGUUCAUCGUCAGGAGAGUGAACCGCGUUCGACUCUCCUCACCGGGGACGUCUUCUCAACGCGCCGAUGGAGUACCAGGAAAGUUCGUCCGCUUGCUUGAUGGCAUGAAUCAACGAACAGCUGCUGCAGUUCGAACACCAGCCGGAUGUACAACACCGUUUGAAGUGGUAACUGGAGUAAGACAAGGGGCAGUGGCAGGACCUUUCCUGUUCAAUUUCGCAGUCGACGACAUUAUGCGAAGAACAAUCGACAAGUGUCCUGCCGACAUUGUCUUAGCACCAUCAGGGUGCUCCUUGACUGAUCUCGAGUAG
Messenger RNA from Necator americanus (New World hookworm), 423 nucleotides. RefSeq lists its product as uncharacterized. The record is from RefSeq and is a predicted model, not a curated record. The coding region runs from base 1 to 423 and encodes 140 amino acids. The transcript has 2 exons. Lineage: Eukaryota; Metazoa; Nematoda; Chromadorea; Rhabditida; Ancylostomatidae.